AUGGGAAAGGACAGAAUGUCACCGUUCCUGAAACAGUGUUUCGUGACGGCAGCAGUAGGCAGCAACAUCAUCGGGCACGGCUGCGUGAUCGGCUACCCCGCCAUCCUGCUGCCACAGCUGCUGGUGCCCAACUCACAGAUACCGAUGAGCAAGACUGCGGCAUCAUGGCUAGCAUCGGUACUAGGAGUUACCCAGUUGCUCGGUAGUUUCAUCACGCCACCUAUAAUGGAGCGGUUUGGCAGAAGGAUCGCUCACUUGGCCGUCACCAUGCCAGUCCUCAUCGGCUGGUUUAUCACAAUGAUGGCUACUAGCUACGAGCCCUUACUUAUCGGAAGAAUACUCCAAGGCCUCUCUAUCGGCAUGCUCUCCCCUCUGCGAUCGAUCCUCAUCGGGGAGUACGCCAGUCCAAAGAACAGGGGAGCCUUCCUCACCACCGUCUCCUUAACACAAGCCUUCGGUAUACUCUUCGUGCACGUGUUAGGAUCCAUCCUCAGCUGGCAGCAGACUGCUCUCGUCUGCGUGUUCUUUUCAUUCUUCAGUCUCAUCAUGACCAUAUACUCCCCCGAGUCACCCAGCUGGCUCGUCGCCAGGGGAAGAUACGACGAGUGUCGUGAAGUCUUCCAUUGGUUACGAGGCGAAGAAGAAAACGCAGAGUUAGAAGAAAUGAUACACGCCAGGAUGGUGUUCGAGAAGGCAAAACAAGAACAGAAACUUGGCAGGAAACCAAACCGCAUGAAAACCGCAAUGGCCACAAUCCAGAAAAGAGAGUUCUACAAACCUAUAAUAAUUAUGAUUCACGCAUACGUGAUGGUGCAGUUUGCUGGAGGCACCACCAUGGCGGCUUAUUCCACCACUAUCAUUACUCUGAUCAUGGGACCUAACGUUAAUCCCCACUUCUGGAUGAUUUUUCUAGACACGCAGAGAUUCAUCUCCAAUACUAUAGCAGUAUUUCUCAUUAAUAAAAUAAAAAGACGAACCAUGAUGUUCCUUACCGGUGGACUGUGUGUCCUCAGUCAGCUCGCAAUAGCUUCCUAUACUUAUUUGAAGCAGGAAGGCCUACUGACAUACGAUGCAGUGUGGAUUCCAGCGCUGCUGAUCAACCUGCAGUUCUUCACCGUCGCCACUGGUAUGCUGCCGUUACCGAACGUGAUCGGUGGAGAAGUAUUCCCACUGGAGUACAGAAGUAUUGGAGGAAGUAUUAGCUUAGCUACAAUGUCGGCUUCCUUCUUCUUAGUGUUAAAAACUUUCUUAGGAUUAGUAGAGAGUGUUGGCAUACACGGUACAUACUGCAUAUACGCGGGUCUUCUCACAUACUGUUUACUGGUGAUCUCAAUAUACCUGCCUGAAACUAAGGGGAAGACGUUGCAACAGAUUGAGGAUGAGUUCCGAGGCAGGCCGCUGGCUCCUCGGGAGAUAGAAGAGAGGAUGGUGUUCCAGUCCUGCCCUGUGCUCACGUACAAGAGGAACAUGUCGGCUCGGAGGCUCAGCACUCCGAUCUUACAUUAG
Spodoptera littoralis (African cotton leafworm) is the source of this 1506-nucleotide messenger RNA. The record is from the annotation of a GenBank genome assembly. Lineage: Eukaryota; Metazoa; Arthropoda; Insecta; Lepidoptera; Noctuidae.